Molecule: messenger RNA, 852 nt
Organism: Sturnus vulgaris (Common starling)
Lineage: Eukaryota; Metazoa; Chordata; Aves; Passeriformes; Sturnidae
Source: RefSeq, a predicted model, not a curated record
AUGGCUUUGCUGGGGCUGCUCGUGCUGCUGGCCCUGGCCGGGCCCGUGGUGGCCACCUGGGACACCUGCAGGGACGUCUCCAUUUACAAGGUGGCGAUCGGGGCCACAGACCUGGCUGAGCCGGGCCCCAAAGCCGCCGUCAGACACAUCAAGAGGAUCCUGGUGCACCACGGCUACGAGGCCACCACGGCCAGGAACGACAUCGCCCUGAUGGAGCUGGAGCAGCCCGUGGAGUGCAGUGACUACAUCCAGCUGGGCUGUGUGCCCGACAGCUCCCUGGCAGUGCCCGAGCUGAAAACCUGCUACAUGGCGGGCUGGAGAGCCACCCCGGGCAGCGCCCCCAGCCCACGCCUGGUGCUGCAGGAGGCCAAGGUGCGGCUCAUGGACGUCCAGCUGUGCAACAGCAGCCGCUGGUACAGGGGGGCCGUGCACCCCCAGGACCUGUGCGCGGGGUACCCGCGGGGCGGCAUCGACACCUGCCAGGGGGACGUUGGGGCACCCCUGGUGUGCAAGGACAAGGUCGGUGACUACUUCUGGCUGGUGGGACUGGCCAGCUGGGGCCGAGGCUGCUCCGGACGAAAACGCGCUGGAGUGUUCACGUCCACCCAGCACUUCCACGGAUGGAUCGAAGCCCAGCUGGGAUUGGCUUCAGCAAAGUCAGCCCGGACACCGAAAGUGGCACCGCUGAUCCCGAGCCCGACCCUAAUCCUGACUGCGAUCACGGCGUCACCAGAACCGGAAUCGGACUCGGUCAUGACAAUUUCAUUCCCCAAAGACGUCAAAGACAUCCUGCAGAGGUUCUUCAGGACUCUGCAGGAGUUCCUGGAGUUCCUGAAGGACAGAAUGGGUUGA